AUGCUAAUCACUGAUUACUUCUGCAAUAGCCUUCUCAGCCCUGAAUGGGAUCCAAUCGAGUUCGAACCUGUGGGAGAGCGGCUCGAAAUCCUGCGCCAGCCACUCGAAUGCAUUCGAGCCAUAUGUCUGGCCCCCCGUGAGUUCAAUAUUCCAACCAGCUGGACCUUUUUUCUGUCCACAUCUGAGGAAAACAUGACAGCAGUGAGGCUUCAUUGUCAGCCAACCUACGAACACGAAACCACUGUUCUUGAAAAUGGUUCCAAAGCCAACAUUGUCGUGAACCCGGGGUUUACGGUGGGGGAUAUCCACAAUAUCAUCGUUGCGAAUAAUCAGCACAAAUAUGAGAUUGACGAUGAUGGUUGGAAUGGCCGAACCUGGGUUUACGAUCAAAUUAAUCUAUUCAAUCAACAUGGUAUCUUCGCCGACCAGGACGAAGUCGCACUGUGUGACGAAAAGAAGCCAACAUGCUCCAGAUGCACCCAUCAUGCUAUCAAGUGCGACUUCAUCUCGGCGGCAGCUAUAUCGCCAGCUUUAUCCUCUUUAGCACCAUCCCCAUCCAGACCUUCGAAGGCACAAUUUCGAUUCAAGCCUUCUAAAUACCAGGGUGAAACAGACCAGCCAUCUUCACGGACAGUCUCGACCGAAGUCCAACGCAACAACAUCAGUGCCCUACCACAGAGCCAGGAUACCCUCUCAUUCGCCGAUCUACGGCUCUUCCACCACUUUGUCACAGAGACAUACCGCACCCUAACAGACGAAACAACCGACCACAAUCGAGUUUGGCAAACCCACCUUCCACAGUGGGGAUUCUCCUCGCCAUCCAUCUUCCACCUUAUAUUAGCACUAGCAGCCUUGCAUCUGGGCCAUCUCCACCCCGAGAAACGAGACCAGUAUGUGAUACAGGCAGAUGACCACUUUACGUUUGGCAUUCGAUCUGUGUCAGCCAUUCUAUCGAAUCUUGAUUCGGAGAACUGUCAAUCGAUCUACAUGUCGACAGUGCUGAUAUGUUUUGUUUAUUUCGCACACGGUCCAAAACCUGGUGAAUACCUUGUUUUCAGUGAGACAGGGAAGGCUGAAUGGCUGGUUCUUAUGAGAGGGGUGAGAUCGAUUUUGAUGUCUAGCCAUGACAAAAUCUUUACCGGAGUCUUACAGAGUUACGCUGAUCCUGCUAUUCGGGGCGUCAGCCCCUUGUUACAAGAUGAGCUCCGGAAAAAUCAGUCUCGUAUUAAAGAGGUUCAACAUUUUAUCGAAGCGCAAGCUAGAGGGAGUUCCACGUGUCAGAUCUACGCUGGUGCAUUUGAAAACUUGCUCGAAAUGUUUGAGAAAGCGUACCAGUAUCGAAGCGCUGGGAAGGACGAUGUUAGCUUGAUGCCCUUUGUCAUUGGAUGGAUAUAUAGGCGGCCUGAGGAGUUCAUCGGUCUUCUUGAGGAAAAGGAGCCACUUUCAUUGAUUAUCCUCGCUUAUUGGUGUAUUCUUUUGAAGUUCAUGCGAUCCUCAUGGCUUAUGAUCGCUUGGGAUCGGCAUGUCAUCUCAGGAAUUCGGGAGUCUCUAGGAGUCGGAUUCCACCAAUGGAUUGAGUGGCCUGUGGGUGUUAUUUGCGAUCGAUAUACGGAGCAGAUAUGUGGAGGAACUAGAUAA
Molecule: messenger RNA, 1638 nt
Organism: Penicillium vulpinum
Lineage: Eukaryota; Fungi; Ascomycota; Eurotiomycetes; Eurotiales; Aspergillaceae
Exons: 4
Coding region: 1-1638 (545 amino acids)
Biological process (GO): regulation of transcription by RNA polymerase II
Molecular function (GO): DNA-binding transcription factor activity, RNA polymerase II-specific; zinc ion binding
Source: RefSeq, a predicted model, not a curated record